Darwinula stevensoni is the source of this 396-nucleotide messenger RNA. NCBI's taxonomy places the organism in Eukaryota, Metazoa, Arthropoda, Ostracoda, Podocopida, Darwinulidae. The record is from the annotation of a GenBank genome assembly.
AAUACUCAUCAGAGGGAAUCGAUUCUUAAGCUCAUCCUUGGCCAAGAACCUAUUUCCAAAGAUGUUAAUUUGACCGAAUUGGCUGAGAAGACUCCUGGGUAUUCUGGGUCCGAUCUGCGGGAACUUUGCCGCACAGCUGCAAUGCUGAGUGUUCGUGCUCAGUUCAGAGUGGAGGCCUCAUCAGGUGAGACAUUUGGUCCAAUCACAAGAGCAUCCUUUGAGCAAGCCAUAGCCAAGAUCAAUACAUCAAAGGUCCCAAGGCAUCUCAAGAUGUUUUAUCUGAUUCUCAACUCCUUCAAAGAAGUUCAGUCCAAUGAGAUAACCUUCAUCCAAGAUCUAAUGUGGUAUUUUGCUCCACCUUCUCAAAUGGAUGGACUUUCAAUGCACCAGAAGUAA